AUGUCAGAUUAUUUUCUUUCCCACGAAGAAGAAGUGCUAGAAACUGACCAAGGAUAUAUCAUUAAGCUUCGUUUGUUAAGUAAAAGAUUUUUCACUAAGCAAUCAGCGGAAUUUCCUGAAAAUUAUAAAUUUACGUUUACUUUGAAUGAGUUUCCUUGGCAGCCAGUAGAAAGUUAUUCUUCCAAAAGGUUUAUGAAAGAUUUGGCUAUUUUGAUUAUGAGUAACAAUAUGAAAGACAAAAAAAAAGAAUUUAUUUUCCAAUAUGACCCACUGGCUUCGCCUAAAAGGAUGUUUGACCGCUUUGAAGAGGCUAUUAAAACUGGUAAAAAACAUAUCCAGCCCAAAAAUGUCAUGAUUGCUAACCGUCUCGAAACUAUUUAUCGAGUAGCCAGCCAAGUUAGAAUGGAUUUGGUAGACAAGCAGCCGGCUAACAUUCAAGAAUUAGCCCAAUUACUUAAUCGUGAUUAUGCUAAUGUUUGGCGAGACUGCCAAGCCCUAAAUAGUUUAGGAAUUAUUAAGUUAAAAAAGGUCAGUUUAGAUGCCAAAAAAGCCCAAAUUCAGCCAAUUGCUUUAUAUGAAAAAAUUAUCAUUGAAUUUCCAAUUAAGCCAGUGAGAGAAAAUGUUGCUGCUGUGCCUUUGGGAGUAUAG
This is a messenger RNA of Entrophospora sp. SA101, 648 nucleotides long. Lineage: Eukaryota; Fungi; Glomeromycota; Glomeromycetes; Entrophosporales; Entrophosporaceae. The record is from the annotation of a GenBank genome assembly.